CAAUGGCCCUCUGUCUUUCUCCUCCAAAGUGUGUUAUAUAAAGUAUCGAGACCCCUCCAGUGUUGGAGUGGCCCAACACCUCACCAACACUGUGUUUGUUGACAGAGCUCUGAUAGUGGUGCCAUGUGCAGAAGAUGACUAGACUGGCCCCGGCUGUUACACUACACUAGCCUGAGUCAGGCAUUGUUUUCCAAGCCACUAUCCCCGAUCGGGCCAACGCAGCCUUCACGGGGGGAAUGUGACCAGGAGAAUAGCCCGCUGAACCUUCCAAGAUGGACACCUUGUCUCUUUUUUUUAUUUCUUUUUCUUUUUGGUUUGUUUCCUUUCAUACUCUCCCAUGUUGUCCACUUCUCUCCUUGUCUCUACCCAGAAAACUUACAGUAUUGCUUAUCUCUUAUAGCGUUGUGUUUAUAUUUGUUAUUUUGGUUUGUUGUUUUUGAUUAUUGUCCAACCCCCCACCCCCCUCUCUCUCUUUCCGCUACAGCUGCAGCUUGUGUGUGAUUGAAUUCUGUCCAGGUUGCUACAGGCAUACCGCUGGUGGGAUGUGUAUCACACAUGGGAAUUCUAGGAGGAUCACUAACACUUUACUCUCUUGUCACCUACUCUCCGGUUGACAUAGUGAGGGGGGCUAGACGCUCUGAAAGUGAGACCCAUGACGCAGCCAAUGGGGUUGUCUUGUGUUGCACACCUUUCCAACACUGCGAAAACGAUCGCGCCCUCCUCCCCCCUCCAUCCCCAACCGAAAAGCGCCCAUGCUUGAUAUCGUAUGGUUCAUGACCAAUAUGUUCCCAGUACAGGGAAGAUACCGGAGGAGGCCAAGGCCUUGUCUCUUUUGGCGCCCGUCGCCCCGGUGCCCAGUCUGAUUCCUGGUGGGGGCCUGCUUCCGAUUCCUACCCCCGCCCCGCUGCAGAAUCUGAACCUUCCUGUAGUGAAUCGGCUCUCGGCUGUCCUGGAACCCGCAGCGUCAUCCCUCGCCCAGCCCCCGCUCAUGGGGAACGUGGACCCCUCGAAGGUCGACGAGAUCAGGAGGACGGUGUAUGUCGGCAACUUGAACUCGCAGACGACCACGGCGGAGCAGCUGUUGGAGUUCUUCAAGCAAGUGGGAGACGUUAAGUUUGUGCGCAUGGCCGGAGACGAGACUCAGCCGACGCGCUUCGCCUUCGUGGAGUUUGUGGAUCAGGAGUCUGUGACCCGGGCGCUGACCUUCAACGGGGUCAUGUUCGGAGACCGGCCCCUGAAGGUGAAUCAUUCCAACAACGCCAUCGUGAAACCUCCUGAGCUGACGCCGCAGGCCGCCGCCAAGGAGCUGGAGAGUGUGAUGAAGCGGGUGAGGGAAGCCCAGUCCACCAUCGCUGCUGCCAUCGAUCCGGCCGAUUUAGAGAAGCGCUCAUCCAGUCGAUCCAAACGUCCACGCCGCUCCCGCUCGCGCUCCCGUUCACACUCCAGAACGCACAGGAAAAGAUCCCGAUCGAAACACAGACCGCCGCAGAAGGCGUGGCCGAGGAACGACUCCCACAGUUCCAGAGGCGGCCACAAGAGGCGCUCGCGGUCCAAAGACAGGAGACACAGUCGCAGUCGCUCGAGGGGCCACAAGAGGAGGAGCAAAGAUCGCUCCAGGAGCCCCCGGAGGAAAGUCAGAUCCCCCUCACCGAAAAGAGGGAAGAAAGAGAAGAGGAGGGAGCGCAGCAGGGACAGGAAGGAACGCUCCACGUCCAGGAAGAGGAGCCGCAAAGACGAGGACAAGAUGAAGAGCAAAACCCGAGCAGCGAAGCUGGACAGAGACUACGACCGAGAGGAGAAAGACGACUUUGACAGCGACAGAGAGGACUCGGUCGGCCUCGGCGAGGACACGACGUCGUCACCUUGCCACAAGCACAACGGCAGCUACAAGACUCGCCACGAGGAGCACGCGUAGACAGGCGAGUGACUUUUACUUAGCAGAACCCCGUGGAAACUGAUCCAAUCAAGACGAUCACGACCCGCUCCGUCAGGUGGAUGAACACAUGAACACGGGGAGUUUUCCCAGCGUCAUCGUCAUCGUCAUCUUCUUCGGCUCCAGUUGUGCGUCCUGAUUUUUUUACAGCAACACGAGCAACACUCAUUUUUGAUACCCCACCUAAAGGCCCGGUGAGCACUCGGUACAGCACAGAUAAACUCCGCCUCCAGUUCAGCUGAAGAUUUCUGAGUUAACAUGUGAAACAGCGAGCUCAGAAAGAAGCAGAAAACACGACUCGAUCACGGUUACUUUACAACAAAAACACAGAUUUCCUUUCAACACCGUCGUAUUGGAUAACCUCAUUUUUAAAAAGCUGAUAUUGUGUCCUCCUUUUAGUAUCUAUUCUCUCUCUUUAGAUACAAACGCUUUACUCAAAACACUCCAGAACACAUCAGAGUGACCUCGCUCUGCAGCAGUUUGAAACAAGAUUUCAGUUUAGCUUUGUGUGUGAGCGCAUUUAUUUAUUCCAAAUCCCUCCAGAGGAAGCCGGGAAAACACUCCAAGUCUAACAAUCCAGUUUUUUCUCAUGCAAUGAUUUAAAGUUUUCAAGUUGUACUUCAAUAUUUCCGACACUUGCACAAAUUAAAAGUUAGUCUAUAUAUCGCUAAUAACAAUAUUUAUGUUAUUAAACGUGGAAUCUUUACACAAUGUCUGUCUAAUCUAUUAAAGUAAGACAUUUUAAAACGUCACAACACAAAAAGUAACGCAGUAUAAAACAUUUUCUCAUCUUGAGCUGUCGUUCCUGAGUUGCAUUCAACAGAUACUUCUUGAAAAGUAACGAUUGAAGCGUAAUCAGGCCAUUCUCAUGAUUUUGUAUUAAAGGAAGAAUGUGUGACUUUUUGAUCCAGUAGGUGUCGCCCUUGAGCUCCAGAAUUAAACCAAAACAAACUGCUGUUAGGCCACGCCUCCUCCAUACUGAAGCCUCCGCUCUCCUCCAGAGACACACCUCCAACCCCUCCUCCACUCACGCUCACACAAAGGAGUUUAGCGCAAGUGGCGAUACAAUUGGCUUGAGCUGCAGCUCCAAGUGGUCUGCUUUGUUGUGUUAGCAUGCUAAUAUUAGCGCUCUUUAGUUAGCUCGUAGCUAAUGAUCUAAAAACUCUUACUAACAUCCAAAUAAUCAGUGAGUAUGUUCUUCUUCUUCUCUCUAGUUCUUGACUAAAACAGCUUUUAUACACAAGGGGAGGAGCCGGCCGUCCCGUCCAUGUAAACACGGCUCUGACAACAACACAGCCAGCGGGACUCGAGCUUCUCCCUCAUUGUAGACAGUCAUGACUCAGAGACACAUUUACACAGGACAGACUUUAUGAUUCAUUUAUGUCGCACGUUCUUCCUUUAAGCAUCUCCUGCUCAUCCCCUCCAAUCAGUGAAGAAGAUCGUUUUAUUCUCAACUCCUUAUAAGAUAAAGAUAAACAUGCCUCUCGUAAGGUGUAAAGAACCGCCUUUCCUUUUUAUUCUGCUGCUGAUGCAUUGGUGUUGCUGCAGCUACUUCCCAUAUUCUGCUGCCCCCCCCCCCCAUCAGUUUUAAAACACACAUGUUAUCUGCUGAUGCCAAAAUGCUCACAUGACCUUUCUGUGGGAGUAGAGGAUGAUUUACCCGGUCAGUGAAGUGACCUUUUUUCUUUUGUGCCAUUGUUCCUGAAGUCGAGUGGAAGCUGGAGCGCUCUUCAUGUCAUGACUUCUUGUGCUGUAAUUAAGAGACUGCAGAAUCUUGUUCUACUGUUUUGUUUUUCUGAACCUGUUGCUAAAACAUUUUUAGAGAAGACACAUCUCGCGUGUGGUCGACGCUUGAACCUGGUUUUACUUCCUGUUUUUUUUUGUGUGUGUUGAGGUUGUACAUUUACUUGACAUUUAAGAGCAUCAUGUUUUUCCUUCAUGUUUUUUGUCGUAAUGCUGUGAGAUAAAAUAUAUAUAUUAACUGUGUUAUGAAACAAUGCAGGCCUGAACUGCAGGGCCCGACCGAUAUGGGACUUUGACGGACAGAUACCGAUAUUAGGCAUUUAUAAAAAAUGUCAGGUACUGAUAAAUCGACCGAUAUCUUUCUUCUAUACAAACUUUACUUUCAUCCUCUCCUGGUUGGACUAAUGCAACUCCCUCUCAGGCAUAACCCCGCCCUCGACAUCACGUCUACAGUCGGUACUAAAUGCAGCAGCUAGGUUGUUGCUAGGCUCCGUCAUAAUACCCACAUCGCUCUGAUUCUUAUCUUCCUUCCAGCUCGGUUCAGAAUCAAUUUCAAAAUGAUUUUAAUACAGCCCGACCGAUAUCAAAUUUUUACGGGGCGAUUUCCCAGAUCUAUCGUCGCCCUGUAGAGGUAGAUUGAAGUAUACACAUUUAUUGCGUUGUUCCCUCAAAUGCAGUUAUCAAACACUUGUGGAAAAGAUUUAUAAUGAAGACAAGAUGGCCGCUCAACUGGAAAGUAAGGGUGAUAAUACUUGUUGUAAUCCGUAUAGCGCCCUCUGCUGGUGAAUGAGCUGCUACUGUAAUACAAUGAAAAUCAAAUAAGAUGCUUUUUGACUGGUGAAUAAAUCAGCGCGUAUCAGAGAUAAAAAUAAGUCGAUAUCACAGAUAGUCACUUGAUAUGCUAAUAUCGGCCGACGUUAUCGGCUGGCAGAUAAAUCGGUCGGGCUCUACGAUGCUGUAAAUGGCGGUUGUGUGCAAAAAAUGUCUGACGGCUCACAAAGAAAGAGAGAUGUAAACGGAGCUCUGGUCGCAGUCUGGACGAGGCUCAGCAGAAUUUAAAAAGGUCAAAUAACCGCAUGGAAGCCCAGAAGGGUCAAAAAGUGCCUAGACUAAGAUUGUACAGAAUAUUCUAAUAAAACACGGAGACUUAUUUACAGAUGCAACCUGGGAUUUAUUGUCGAUAAUGUUUAAUAUUUGAGAUGUUAUAUAUCAAAGUAUCGUACAGGCUGUCUUGAGUGAGUGAUAGAAUAAAAUGAAACUUGUUGGGA
Labrus mixtus (cuckoo wrasse) is the source of this 4944-nucleotide messenger RNA. It is a transcript of the gene srek1, whose product is annotated as splicing regulatory glutamine/lysine-rich protein 1. The coding region runs from base 767 to 1915 and encodes 382 amino acids. Gene Ontology annotation, molecular function: RNA binding. The record is from RefSeq and is a predicted model, not a curated record. The transcript has 12 exons. NCBI's taxonomy places the organism in Eukaryota, Metazoa, Chordata, Actinopteri, Labriformes, Labridae. Gene Ontology annotation, cellular component: nucleoplasm.